AUGGCGGACAAGCUAGCUCUCCCUCUUCUUCUUCCAAGCACUCCUUCCUCAAAACCCUUGUUUCACGACCAACUCUCUAGAGCUCCCUUUCUUACUCCGUCACUUUCCUCACUACCACCGUCUCCUCCUCCUCCAGUAGAACCACUCCUCCACGAUGCUUUCCUUCACCAAAGCCCUAAUUCCAGACAACCCAUUACCCCACACACCCCGAGAACCCGUAAUCGAACGAGAAUCGGCAAGUCACGCGACCCUAACCUCGGUAAACCUUGGUCUUACCAUGGCCUUUCUCCACAAGGUCAGCGAAUUCUCCAUUCCUUAAUCGAACCUUCUUUCGAUUCCGGUCAACUAGACGCUCUACUCUCUCAGUUAUUCGAGCCCUAUAAAGAUAAUCCGGUGGAGUCGCCGCCUACUUCCUCGGAAUUACGAGCUCUGCUUAAAGGAUUAGGAUUUCAUAAGAAAUUUGAUAUGGCUCUGUGUGUGUUUGAUUGGUUUAUGAAGCAAAAGGAUUAUCAAUUCAUUUUGGAUAACUCUGUUGUUGCUGUAGUUAUUAGUAUGUUGGGUAAAGAAGGCAGAGUCUCUUCCGCUUCGAAUUUGUUCAAUGGUUUGAUGGAAAACGGGUUUUCGCUUGAUGUUUAUUCGUAUACCUCGCUGAUAUCGGCGUUUGCCAAUAGCGGAAGGUACAGAGAUGCUGUUAUGGUGUUUAAGAAGAUGGAGGAAGAAGGUUAUAAACCGACUUUGAUUACAUAUAAUGUUGUCUUGAAUGUGUUUGGGAAAAUGGGUACUCCUUGGAAUAAGAUUAUGUCUCUUGUGGAGAAGAUGAAGAGUGACGGGAUUGCUCCUGAUGCGUAUACGUAUAAUACGCUUAUAAGCUGUUGUAGACGAGGAUCUUUGCAUGAAGAAGCUGCGCAAGUUUUUGAAGAAAUGAAGGAUGCAGGGUUUAGUCCUGAUAAGGUUACUUACAACGCGCUAUUAGAUGUUUAUGGGAAAUCUCAUCGGCCCAGGGAAGCUAUGAAGGUUUUGAAUGAGAUGGAGCUUAGUGGAUUUACCCCGAGUAUUGUGACUUAUAACUCCCAGAUAUCUGCAUAUGCGCGGGAUGGAAUGCUGGAUGAGGCAAUGGAGCUUAAGAACCAGAUGACGGAAAAGGGGAUGAAACCUGAUGUUUUCACUUACACAACUCUUUUAUCGGGAUUUGAGAGGGCUGGGAAGGUCGAAUCUGCUAUGAGUAUUUUUGAAGAGAUGAGAAAUGCUGGGUGCAAACCGAAUAUUUGUACUUUUAAUGCCUUUAUAAAGAUGUAUGGUAACAGGGGAAAGUUUGCUGAUAUGAUGAAGAUAUUUGAUGAGAUCAACGUGUGCGGUCUCUCCCCCGACAUUGUCACUUGGAAUACACUAUUGGCAGUCUUUGGCCAAAACGGGAUGGAUUCAGAAGUGUCGGGUGUAUUCAAAGAGAUGAAGAGAGCAGGCUUUGUACCCGAAAGGGAAACUUUCAACACCCUAAUCAGUGCGUAUAGCCGAUGUGGUUUGUUUGAACAAGCUAUGACUGUUUACAGGCGAAUGCUUGAAGCUGGGGUCACUCCUGACCUUUCCACCUAUAACACAGUGUUGGCAGCUUUGGCUCGUGGAGGAAUGUGGGAACAAUCUGAGAAAGUUCUUGCAGAGAUGGAGGAUGGUAGGUGCAAACCGAAUGAGUUAACUUACUGCUCUCUACUUCAGGCAUACGCGAAUGGCAAGGAGAUAGGUCGGAUGCAUUUUUUAGCGGAAGAAGUAUAUUCUGGAGUUAUUGAGCCUCGAGCUGUACUUUUGAAGACCCUAGUCUUGGUUUGUAGUAAGUGUGAUCUUUUGCCGGAGGCUGAACGUGCAUUCUCUGAGCUCAAAGAAAGAGGUUUUUCACCAGACAUACCUACAUUGAAUUCCAUGGUCUCCAUAUAUGGAAGGAAGCAGAUGCUGGCAAAGGUGAAUGAAGUCUUGGACUACAUGAUCGAAAUGGGUUUUACACCGACCUUGGCGACCUACAAUAGCCUCAUGUACAUGCAUAGUCGGUCUGCGGAUUUUGGGAAAUCAGAGGAAAUCUUGAGGGAAAUACAGGCUAAGGGGAUCAAACCAGAUAUCAUAUCGUACAACACAGUCAUUUACGCCUACUGUAGGAAUACUCGUAUGAAAGAUGCUUCUAGAAUAUUUGCAGAGAUGAGAGAGUCAGGGAUUGUCCCUGAUGUUAUCACCUACAAUACGUUUAUUGGUUCUUAUGCGGCUGACUCAAUGUUUGAGGAGGCCAUCGGAGUUGUUAGGUACAUGAUCAAAAAUGGUUGUAGACCAAACCAGAACACCUACAACUCGAUUGUUGAUGGAUACUGCAAGUUAAACAGGAAAGAUGAGGCAAAGCUGUUUGCCGAAGAUCUGAGGAAUCUUGAUCCGCAUGCUCCCAAAGACGAAGAUCGCAGGCUUCUGGAACGCAUAGGGAAGAAAUGA
Messenger RNA from Arabis nemorensis, 2463 nucleotides. The record is from the annotation of a GenBank genome assembly. Lineage: Eukaryota; Viridiplantae; Streptophyta; Magnoliopsida; Brassicales; Brassicaceae.